AGAAAUAUUACUAAACAUUAGUUUUGAGUCAGCAAUAACAUGUUAUUGUAUUUCUAACAAUGGUUUAUUUUUAUUUAUUGUAUUAUCAAAUGGAGCCUUAUAUUGUCUUGAUUUAAAUAAAGGACAAAUUAUUUUCACAAAAAACAUCAGUAAAGACGGAUAUAAAAUAAUAACUAUAUAUUUACAAAAUGAAAAUGAUGAAUUUAUCAAUAUAUAUCUUGUCGCUAAAAAUGGGGCCAUUUAUAGAGUAUCACAAUUUAAUAGUAAACUUGUUCAAUCACUUAUAUUAAAUAACACCAAUGUUAAUAUUAAAAUGGAAAAUCUUAUUAAGGAAAUUCAGUGUGAACAGCUAUUUAAAGGUUUUUAUAAUGAUCAGGUAAUAUAUGCUGCUGUAGGUGCAAUAAAUAAUGAUAUAUCAAUAGCUAUGGUAUGUUUAAAUAAGUUAUUUAUGUGGCCCUCUGAACAGUCCACAUGUUGCAAUUAUAUUAAAGCAAAGUUUUUUAAAAAUCAUAUGGCUAUGUUAUGUUUACGUAAAGAUUACAUAUUAAAGAUGGUAUGCCCUCAAACUUUACUUGGUGUAAAUAUGAAUACUGUGCCUGUAUUAGAUUUUGCAGUAAUUGAAAACAAUGAUAACAGUUCAUCCCAAAUUCUUGUUUUAGCAGCAUCUGAUAAUUGCAAUAUGCAUACUUUGCAUGUUUUUUCAUUUCCAGAAUUUGAUGAAAAAUUUCGAAUAACUGUGCCAGCUACAACAUAUCUUGUUGAAAUUAUGGAUCCUUGUGAUGAAACAAUUUUGUAUUUGGAAGGAGUUAAUGAUUUGGAAAUUGAUGCCAAAUAUAUUGAUACAGUCAGGGUAAAGACUGUGUCAGAAAGUAUUCCUGAAUGUCAGUUACAACGUUUGCUAAGAAAGGAACAGUUUGAUGCUGCUGAAGCUUUUGCACAAAAGUUUAAUUUAUCUACAGAACCUAUUUAUUGUAGGAAAGCAUUAUUACUUUUAUUGCAACUUGAAUCUCAGGCAAAAAAAGAUUGUGGUUCUGUUCAAUUGGAUAUGCUGCUUAAUGUGCUUGACAAAAUAGAAAAUGUGCAAUACAUAGUAGAAUGUUGUAGUAAAGCACUUAUACCUGAUUAUAAACAAAUGAGAAAAAUUCAUACAUAUGCACGCUCAAGAGUUACAAAAAAUACUGCAAAAAUGAAGACAGAUGAACACCUAAAGCUUCUAUAUUUGAUUAAUAAUAUGUUGCAUAAAUUAGAGACGUUCCAUAUGAUUUGGGGGUAUCAAAAAGAUCACCAAUAUUAUGAUGAUGAUAUUAUGAAAGAAUGGAUAAAAUUUCAACAUGCAGAUUUUGUAGAACUACACAAAUAUUAUAUAAAUUUGGGAGAAAUGGAAAUAGCAACUUUAAUUUGGGUUCGGCAUCUCCCAGACAUAAUUAAACAUAUAUCUGCAGAAACUGUAAGAGAUAUAUUUGCAAUUAUUCCCGAGAAUACAUCUCCAUCUGUCCUUUGGCCAUGGUUAUCACAUUUUGUACCCACAUUAUUGUCUUGUAUUCCUAGUGCAAUAUCUGAAAUUAUUUGUUGGGGAUGUAGAAAAGUUAAAUCAUUUGAAAAAACUUAUUAUUCCGAAUGGCCUAACAUUGGAAUUGAUUUUGCAGAAAGAUUUAUAAAAUUGCUCAAAUUUGAAGAAAAUCAUCAGUCUUUAUAUUCCCACCAAGAAUACCUAAACAAUGAUUCCAAUUUGAAACAACUUAUUCUUUUAAUACAAGCUAUGUCUGAUAUUAAAAAGCUAAAACUUAAUUACAGAUUAACAAUAUCUCUUAACUCAUAUAAUGAAGAUCCUAUGGAAGUAUCUUGUAUGUUACUGAAUAAAGUUCAUAUAGAUAUUCUUCCAGAAUUUAUAAAUACAUUUUUAAAACAGUACAUGUUAAAUAACAUGUUGCAAAAUGAUUAUGUUUUUACAAUGUAUAUACAGAAAAUUAUAAGAAAUUCUAGGACUUACUGGUUUGGUGAAGGAUCUUUAUGGGAAAAAAGAAUUAUCCUUAUCAUAGAUUUUAUACAAAAUAUAGAGACUAAACUGCAACAAACAUUAGAAGUUUUAAAAGCAGCUUCUGUUCCAUGGAGUUCAUCUAUUACAAAUUUAGCAGAAACAAGUAGUACUCUUGACCAUACUUUAGCAUUUCAAAUUAGAACAGAAUGCAAUUAUGUUCCAAUAAAACUUAUAUUAAAGAAAUAUGGCUAUGAACACACUGGUAUAAAUGAUAAAUUAAUACAUCGUAUAAUAAAAGAAAAUCACGAUGAUAUGAUUGCUGAUAUUGAAUGCAUAACAAAAAACGAUUCAUUAUUAAAGAGGAAAACUUUUUCAUGUUGUGUGAAUUAUUAUUUAUCUAAGGGAAAUUUUACCAAAGUAAUGGAAAUAUUAAACUUCUUAGAAACAGAUGUUCUGUUAUAUUGUUGCAUACAGAUUGUUAAUUAUGUGAUAUCUAGUUUGGCAUUGAAGAUAUUACCUGAAUCUCUCAAAUAUUAUAUCGAAAUGUUCGGUUGGGUGAAGUUACAAGUAGAAAAACUCUCAAAAACAUGUAAAACUCAUUUAUAUUAUUAUAGUAAUCUUAUUAAUAAUAUAGAGGAAGUAAAAUCAGUAUAUUUUUUAAAGAAAGAGUUUCAAAUCGAUAUUACACUUCAUGAGUAUCAAACAAAUAAAAAAGAUAUAUUAGACAAAUAUAUUAAAAAGUCAUGUGAAGUGGACAUAGAAAAAAAUACUGACUCAUAUAUGCUUACAUACAAAAAUGUUGUUAAGGUUGCAACAUUACUAAAAUUACAAAAAAUUAAUGCUAUAUCUUUAUUGUUAGAAUGGACAAAAGAUAUAAAUUUAUUUAAUUAUUUUUAUAGAUACGAAGAGAAACCAUUCCAUUUAACGACAGAUGAAUGUCAAUACAUAUACAAGAUAUGUUUAACGCUAUUACAAUAUGCUAAAAUGGAUCUAGAUAAUUCAAUUGUAAUUCGAAAUUUAAGUUCUUCUACAUUGUGUGUUUGUGUAGAUGAUGAUUUGCAGACAAUGUUAUUCUUAUACAACUGGAUAAAUUUGUAUCAACAGUGUUUUACUGAAAGUGCCAUGUACAAUUCAAGUUCAGUAGAUACAAGACAAAAUGAAAUAUCAAAAUCGAGUUGGAAAUUAUAUACAAUAUAUAAAGAUUUAGCGAUUACUACAGAUAAAUCGUUAUUGCCACUGUUUAGAAAUAUCAUUUCUGUACAAAGGUUUUAUAUAACUAAGGAUCAGUCAAUUGCAGAAAAUCCGUUAGAGGAAUUACUUGUUAGCAUAAAAAAAUUAAAAAUUGAGCAUAAUGAUUAUCGUUUGCUACAAAUUAUAAAGACAUUGUAUCUCAGUUUUUGUGUUACACCAAACAUAAAUUCUACAUUGUUAUCAGAAAUUACAAAAGUAUAUUUUCAUCUUUUAACAAUAUUGUUAAAAAAAAUAAUAUAUACACGAUUGUUUGACCUUCAUUUGGGUCUGUCUUGUUUAUUCAUGCUGUCUGAAUCAAAUGCAUCGAAAUGGAUUUUUGACACUCAUAAAUCAUUUCAACCAGACUGUACUCAACAUUUAAGGAUAUCAAUGCUUGGAUAUGAAUAUUUUCGUUUAACGAAGAAUGAAUCUUCUAUGCAAAUAUUUAAAACCAAUAAAAUAAUGCACUGUUGGGCACAAAAAUUAUCAAAGUACUCCAUCUCGUAUAAAGAGAUAUUAAGAAGUGAUGCUACAACCAAAAGAGAAAUAUUACAACAUAUUAUGGAUUACAAUGAUGAUGAUGAUAGUAUUACCUUUUUGUUACAACAUUUCUGCACUGAUUUCGGAUUCGAUAUUCAAGACUGUUUGUUACUCUACUUACAAACAGUACUAAAAACAUGGAAUCCAAAACUGACUACACGCAAUUUAAGCGGAAAGGAAGAAUUACACAUUAAUGAAGAUGAAGUGAAUGAACUGAGAAAAAAAUGCAAUGCUAUUGUUGCUAUUAUUGAAGAUAAAAUUGCUUUGAAGAAGUGUCUAAAAACUAUUUUCUCACAAAUCAAUUUUUACUACUAUGAAGUACUCAUAAUUCUUAUGGAUCUUACAAAAUCAAAAAGUGUAGAACAUAGAAAUUAUAUAUUUUUCUUACAAAAUUAUACACGUACUGGUCAACCGACGCAAUAUGAACAUGAAGCGUGGAUGCAUCUUAAUCCAGGGUAUUCAUCUUUACCCCCUAUAGCGAAAUGGAGAUUACCUUUUUUACCUAAAGUUGAAUUAUGGCAAAUUAUAACUCCGGAAUUGAAUUUAAAAACUUAUGAGAAAUGGCUGGACAUAGCCCCUAUUCUUAAAUUGCAAUCUCAUAUUGUGUGUACAUUAGCUAUUAAAGGCGAAGUAACGCGUGCCUGGAGAAAUAAACGCGAAACAGAUAAAUGGACUCUUUGUUCAAAAAACAGUAGUUUAUUAAAUGACAUAAAAAAAUGUAUAGAACGAAUGACUGGUCCAGAUGUGUUAUACUAUGGUACAGUGGCACUAUAUUAUGUUGUGAAUCAUACACCACCAGGUGCUGACCAAGUAGCAGCAGUUAACGAAUGUUACAAAUAUGCUCAGUUAUCAGCACAAAACUCUACAAUUUUCGAAGAGGGAAUGCUUGAGAAAAUAAAAUUCAAAUAUUUGCGCUUUACAUCAGAACACAUUUUACACACUCAUGGUUUAGGGAAAAAAAAUUAUUUAGCAUUAAUUGGUAAUCCGUCGAAACUGGUGCGUGAAUUAUACUCAGAUGAAAGUAUACCGCAAAGAUAUCGAUGUGUUGUUGAUCACAGACCUGAUAUAAAUUCUGCAGUUAAUCAUAUCUGUGAACUGUUUUCAAUUAACAUAAUAAAGCUACGGAUCGAAUUGCUACAAGAAUGGUUACAACCAGAUGUUAAAUAUAUGAAAUUUAAUCAGAGCGUAACAGAUACAUUUUCUAUGUUGGCAAAUCCUGAAUCAAAUUCUAACUGUGAUGAUAAUUUAUUAAGAGCAUGUUAUAUUCUUGAAUAUGGGGACAUCGAAUUGUCAGCUAACUUUCUUAUAAAUAUAUGUUUCGGUGACAAAAAUGAGGAUUAUAGCUCUGAAGCUCGUUACAGAGCUCUUCAUGUAUUACAGACAAUUCUUGAUCCUGUUAAGUUAGAAGAGUUAACUAAACGCGAUCAUCAAACAAUUAGGAAUUAUAUGAAAUCGUUGAUAUACGUAAGUAGGUUGCAAUUAUUGGGGAUAAGUUACACUGUAAAUGAAUUUGAAACGUGUUCCAAACGUGAACUUGUACAAAUUUUAUGGAGAACACAAAAUUAUUCACCACAAGCAUUUGUUAUUAUUUUACAACUGUGUAUAGAUUUUGAAAUAUAUGAAUACCCGUUAUGGGAUAAAAAUUUGACUCAGUUAGCUAAAUUAUCAAUGAUAAAUGAAUUAAAGAAAAUCUUGUUGCAAGUACGGAAUAUAAGUGCCAUUGUAAAUUCGAAUGGAUAUCUAUUGGGAUGGCAAGCUGUGAUUUUAGAACCUUUUAAAAAAAUGGAUAUAUGUCCAACUUCUGAACAAAUUAAUAACUGCAUCGAAACUCUACAACUUUUGUAUUCAUGUCCUGUUGUGCACAUGUUGAAUUUCAGUGACAUUAUAAAAUAUUGCUUUCAAUGUCAGCAACCACAUUUUGCAAUUGCCCUUUUGCCCUUUUUAAAUGAUGAUGAUAAGAAAAAUGUUUUAGAAAAAAGUAAAAAUGGUGGUUUUAACGUUGAAAAAAUAUUAGAAGAUUUAAAUAGUUUGUUUCUGGAUGGAAUACUCUGUGUACCAUAUUGCAAAAAAAUUAUACAAAAUACAUUAGUAAAUACAAAGGUUCAAUGAAGUAUGAAGUAUUGAUAUAGUUUUUAUGUAAGUAAUAAUCGAAUUAUUGCCAUUAUUGU
Molecule: messenger RNA, 5916 nt
Organism: Megachile rotundata (alfalfa leafcutting bee)
Lineage: Eukaryota; Metazoa; Arthropoda; Insecta; Hymenoptera; Megachilidae
Gene: rod
Product: kinetochore component rough deal
Biological process (GO): mitotic sister chromatid segregation; mitotic spindle assembly checkpoint signaling; protein localization to kinetochore involved in kinetochore assembly
Cellular component (GO): cytoplasm; kinetochore microtubule; RZZ complex
Molecular function (GO): small GTPase binding
Source: RefSeq, a predicted model, not a curated record